GCACUAUCCUGGUUGACAAUAUGCUGAUCAAAGGGACCGCAGGAGGGCCAGACCCCAGCAUUGAACUCUCCUUAAAGGACAACGUAGAUUACUGGGUGAUCCUCGAUCCUAUCAGCCAGAGGUUAUACCUAAAUAGCACUGGCCGAAUUCUGGACAGAGAUCCGCCAAUGUCCAUUCAGUCCAUUGUGGUGCAAGUCCAGUGUGUUAACAAAAAGGUUGGCACCAUCAUCAACCACGAAGUACGGAUUGUGGUGAGAGACAGGAACGAUAACUCGCCUCGGUUCCAGCAGCAGCGAUACCACGUGGCGGUCAAUGAG
This is a messenger RNA of Fulmarus glacialis (Northern fulmar), 317 nucleotides long. Its product is annotated as protocadherin-15-like. The record is from RefSeq and is a predicted model, not a curated record. Lineage: Eukaryota; Metazoa; Chordata; Aves; Procellariiformes; Procellariidae. Gene Ontology annotation, biological process: inner ear development; cell adhesion; sensory perception of sound. The transcript is spliced from 2 exons. Gene Ontology annotation, cellular component: plasma membrane; stereocilium. The annotation marks the transcript as partial.